Messenger RNA from Dalotia coriaria, 1671 nucleotides. Its product is annotated as coiled-coil domain-containing protein 63-like. Lineage: Eukaryota; Metazoa; Arthropoda; Insecta; Coleoptera; Staphylinidae. Bases 154 to 1461 code for a protein of 435 amino acids. The transcript has 3 exons. The record is from RefSeq and is a predicted model, not a curated record.
GAAGAAAUCUUAACGGAUUUAGGCGUAGCUGGAUCAGAUACAAAUGCUAAGAAUGAUCAGAAAAUUGCUCGACAAUUGGAGAAAUUGUUAGAAGAGCAUAAUCAUUUUAAAUGUGAGAUUAAACGUGAAAAAGCUUAUUUGAAUGAGUUGGAUAUGCAGAUUGUUAUGGCGAAGAAAAAUAUUGUUGAGUUAAGAGGAAGGACUUUAACUGAAGUGCAAUGUACAGCUAAAAUUUACGAAGAACAAAGCACUUUGGAAGCUUUAGAAAAUAAGUUGGAUACAGCUACAAAGAGGUUUUGUACUACAAUUGCUUCUAAUAGGAAGUUGAGGGAGGAUAUUGAUCAUUUGUUAAUUGAAAGAGCCAAUUUUAAUAAGUCAUGGGAUAGGUUGUGUAAUAAUUUGUCGCAUGGGAAGAAAUUUAUGUUGGAUUUGAUUGAACAAGCUACGAUUGCGUAUGAUCAAAGGGAGGAAUGGUGUCAGAAGCUGUCAGCGUUAAGAACUAAGGCUUAUAAUGAGUACUUAAGUCAUACUUCUGAAAUGACUAAUAUUCAACGCCAAAUAGACUACGGUGACAAACUCCAAAACUUCCUCAACACAAAAGGCCAACGCAGAAUAAUGCGUAAUCUAAUGCGUAAAGAACAAGAACGUCGUGAAUUACAACGAAAAGAAAUGCAAGAACUUUUAGAAAACUACAACAAUAUCAUCGAAAACAUUCGAGAAUUCAUGGGCGAAACAAACAUCAAAAUAGUUGGCGAACGUUUUUGCUUAAACGAAAUAAACAACUUUUCUAAAUUCAGAUAUGUUAAUGAAUUAAACAAAGAAAUGGAAUCACUCAGUGAUGAUCUCAUAGAUCUUCAUUUUAGAAUUGAUGCUGCAAAUGCCAAGAAUCAAUAUUACCAAGCACAACAAAAAAACACUAUAGAAGCGCUUGUAUUGGAAUAUGAACGAACAAAAGCUGAGGCAGAUCUAGCUGAAAAUAAUUUUAAUAGAAAUGAAGAAACAUUAAAUGAGCUUUUGAAUGGUAUAGGUGGAUUGUUCCAACUUUGCAGGUGUUCCAAUGCUCCAUUAAUGGAAUUACUUGGUCAAAAUAGCACUAUUAACAUUCACAAUGCUUUAAUGUAUUUGAAAAUAUUAGAGAAGAAGGUUAACGAUAUGAUUGUCACUGUUUACUAUAAAGAUAUCAAGAAAUACAAAAAAUCUGAAACAAUCAAUGCUGAAAAAAUGACGCGUACAAUUAUAACCAUCACAGAUUUAGUUUCAAGAGAUCCUUGUCCUCUUUGUGUUGAGCAAGCUUUGGUCAGUGAUGUAAUUGAUACUCUUCAGAAAGUAAUGGAAAAAGAUCAAAUUGCUGAGAAAUUAGAAGAAGCUAUAGAAAAACGUGGUUUUAAUGAAGUGGUUCAUAAUGUAUCCGGAUGUCAUUUGCCCAAAUCAAGGGCAAUCAUCCAAAGAAGAUUCCAAUAAUUUUAAACCUUUUUUUAGUAAAAAAAUUUUGGUUUUAAAAAAUUAGAAAAAAAAUAAUAAAACAAAAUAUGUUAUUUCUUUUUAUAUCAGUUCAAAAUUUAUUCCAGUUUCCCAAGCACCAUUUUCUGGUCAACAUGACCAUACCCUAAACCAUUUUACCCUUUUUUAUAACCAUAAACCAUUUUGUAAUAAUAAACUAAAUCUAACGUG